UUGUAUUAUCGAGCUGUUGUCUCUGUCCACUCGCCUGGGUCUAUCUUCCCUUCCUAUCUCCUCUAUUGAGUUUUCCAGUGGUCGAUUAUAUAAUCCGCCACCGUCCCCGUCAUGGGUUUACUCCCACUCACCUACCGCCGGCCAGCCUAUGUUGAGAAGCCAGAGUCUACCAGUUACCAAGCCUCGCUCCACGAUGAUCGAGCUUCCAGCGCCUCUCUACAGCCGGACAAGUUUGACAUUUCUAGCGGGAUUCCUCCCGCACUCGGUUUUGACAAGAUCCUCGAAGGAGGAACUUGCCCACCAUGCACAAUCCGCGACUUUAUGAACUACCUCCUCUACGUCGAGCGGUCGGCAGAGAACCUCCAGUUCUUUCUUUGGUACCGGGACUAUGAGCGGCGCUUCGCCGCCGCCAAAACGGCCGACCUCUCGCUAGCCCCCGAAUGGACCCAGGCGAUGGAGGACGAGGCCAUCUUGCGCAUCAAGAAGGAGCAGGCCGGAAAGGCGCGCCAGACCCCCAAGGGGGCUGCCACCAUCUUCAAGGGCACCGACUUCGAGAAGGGCAUCGAGAGCGAGCCCACCACACCGACGGACAACUCCCGGAGCUUAGCAAGCCAGGCCUUCGCGUCGGCCGGUGUGAAGGAUCCCUUCACCAUCCAGCCCUUCCGCAAGGAACUCGACCGCGUCAUCGCGACCUACAUCAUGGACGGCGCGCCGCGGCAGCUCAACCUGUCGGAGCUGGAGCAGAAGGCCGCCCUGCAGGCCCUCGCGCGCACCACCCACCCGUCGGCGUUCGCCCUGGUCGCCCGCCAGACCGAGGCCACCCUGCGCCUGCAGGCGCAUCCCAACUUCAUCCGCUGGAGCAUCUGCAACGGCAACCCGGCGCGCGUGUGCUUCGCGUGGGGGCUGGGUGUUGGCGCGGCGCUGAUCGGGGUUGUUUUGGCCGUGGUCUUGACGCUGUCUGGUGCGGGGAGGGGGUACCGCGCCCUGGCGGCGAUUGCGUGGGUCGCUGGGUUUGCGACGUUGAUGGGUGCUUAUAAGGGCAUGUGCAUCGUGCUCCACGGGUUUCACCACCGGCACAUCCGGCCCUGGGAGCUCUUCGUCUCGGACCUGGACGACGACGAGGACGCCAUCAGCGCGGCCAAGCGCUCCUUCGACAGCUUCGGCUCGGCCAACAGCUACGAGGACGAGCCGUGGGUGGUGCGCUACCGGAGGCGCAACAUCGCCCGCAAGAUCUUUGACCGCGAGGUGUGGGUGGAAGAGCCCGCGCUGCGGCAGAUUCAGGAUGUCAUCUUUGUGCAGAGCAUCGUGUUUGGGUUUGUUUGUGCUGCCGUGCUGACGGUCGUGUUUGUGGCGGUGCCGGGGGGUGGGUUUUUUUAAGGAUUGGUGGUUUUGAUGUCGGUUUGCCAUAUAGGUACGGGAAGGAAUGUCGGUUUAGGUUUGUUACCAAGUAGUAGUAAUCUGUAAUUAGUACAUACAUAUCUUGCGUGAGAUACCUACAUUUGGUAUGCACCCAAUUAAUUGCCUCGGCCUGUCAAUAUCAAGCCCGGCUGUUCACAGGCGGUGCAGA
Messenger RNA from Chaetomium fimeti, 1567 nucleotides. RefSeq lists its product as uncharacterized. The record is from RefSeq and is a predicted model, not a curated record. The transcript is spliced from 4 exons. Lineage: Eukaryota; Fungi; Ascomycota; Sordariomycetes; Sordariales; Chaetomiaceae. The coding region runs from base 112 to 1377 and encodes 421 amino acids.